UUCACACUCUUUGUCUAUAGCACUUUUUAAAAUGACAUCGGCACCUGAGCUGGUUACAGGCACAGCCGAGCCAGAACAGAAUGGAAAGUUUACACUGGAGAUCGCUGAUAUUGUGGUUGUGGUGGUCUACUUUAUAUUUGUGCUAGCAGUGGGAAUAUGGUCGUCUGUCAGAGCCAACAGGGGAACUGUUGGAGGAUACUUCCUAGCAGGCAGAUCCAUGACAUGGUGGCCAAUUGGAGCUUCUUUGAUGUCCAGUAAUGUUGGCAGUGGCUUGUUCGUUGGAUUAGCAGGCACUGGGGCAGCAGGGGGACUCGCUGUUGGGGGAUUUGAGUGGAAUGCUGUAUGGGUCCUCAUUGCUUUGGGAUGGAUCUUCGUGCCUGUGUACAUUUCUGCUGGAGUCGUCACCAUGCCCGAAUAUCUCAGGAAGCGGUUUGGAGGCCAGCGAAUUCGGAUCUACAUGAGUGUCCUGUCUCUCAUUCUCUACAUCUUCACCAAGAUAUCAACAGACAUUUUCUCUGGAGCUCUGUUCAUUCAGGUGUCACUGGGAUGGGACCUGUACCUCUCCACUGUAGUGCUGCUUGCAGUCACAGCACUCUAUACUAUUGCUGGUGGUUUGACAGCAGUGAUUUACACUGAUGCACUGCAGACUGUCAUCAUGGUUGUUGGAGCAUUUGCUCUCAUGUUCAUAGCAUUUAAUAAAGUGGGCUGGUAUGAGGGCUUGCUGGAGCAGUAUGGCAAAGCUGUACCUGCUCUCACGGUUCCGAACACCACAUGUCACCUCCCUCGCCCUGAUGCCUUCCACAUCUUCAGGGACCCAGUCAGUGGUGAUCUGCCGUGGCCAGGCCUGAUAUUCGGGCUCACCGUGCUGGCUAUGUGGGUGUGGUGCACUGACCAGGUAAUAGUGCAGAGGUCACUCUCUGCUAAAAACCUGUCGCAUGCUAAAGGAGGCUCAGUGCUGGGUGGCUACCUAAAGAUCCUCCCAAUGUUCUUUAUCGUCAUGCCAGGGAUGAUCAGCAGAGUGCUCUACCCAGAUGAAGUGGGAUGUGUGGAUCCUGAUGAGUGCUUUAAGAUAUGUGGAGCUGCUGUGGGCUGUUCUAACAUCGCCUAUCCUAAACUUGUGAUGGAGUUAAUGCCAGUAGGUAUGCGAGGCCUGAUGAUUGCCGUGAUGAUGGCUGCUCUCAUGUCCUCCCUUACCUCUAUAUUUAACAGCAGUAGCACUCUCUUCACGAUGGACAUUUGGCUGCGUAUGAGACGGCAGGCAUCCGAAAAGGAGCUCAUGGUUGUGGGCAGGGUAUUCAUUUUAUUCUUGGUGGUCCUGAGCAUCUUAUGGAUUCCAAUUAUUCAGUCAGCCAACAGUGGGCAGCUCUUUGACUACAUUCAGUCCAUAACCAGUUACUUGGCCCCUCCGAUCACUGCCGUCUUCGUGAUGGCCAUCUUCUGGAGUCGUGUGAAUGAGCAAGGAGCGUUCUGGGGGCUGAUGGUGGGUUUGGUGGUUGGGCUUGUGCGGAUGGUGAUGGAGUUUGUCUAUGAUACUCCUUCCUGUGGCAAGGAGGACAUGAGACCUGCCAUACUGAAAGAUGUGCAUUACCUGUACUUUGCUCUUAUACUGCUCGCACUGUCAGCAUUGGUCAUUACUGCAGUCAGCCUUUGCACUUCUCCCAUUCCAGAGCAACAUCUUAUUCGUCUAACCUGGUGGACAAGAAAUAGCAAGAAGGAACGAGUAGAUCUGGAGGACUUGUGGGCAUCCUCACCCACAUCAGCACCUUCUCACCCUAGUUCUAACCCCGACCAGAACAUAGAAAAGCCUGGGUGGUGGAGACGAUUGGGAAUGUGGCUAUGUGGACUUUCUGAAGCUCCCAAACCAGAUCUAAGCAGAGAGGAACAGCUGGCUUUGGAGAAAAAGCUGACUAGUAUUGAGGAGGAAUCGCUCUGGAGAAAUGUUUGCAAUGUCAAUGCCAUCAUUCUACUUACUGCCAAUGUGUUUCUUUGGGGCUACUUUGCUUGAGGAAAAACACAAUUUGUCAUAUAUCUUCAGGGAUGUCAUUCAUCUUAAAUGGGUAUCAGCUAUAAACCAUAAACAGAGGCUAUAAACAGAGUACCAAGUAACUUGAAUUUGAUAAAAACUACUGUACACAUAAAUAAAAACACCCAAUACUUUAUAGUAUCUUUAAAAACCAACCCAUUAAAUAAUAAAUAAUAACAAAAAAUCAAUCUACAGAAGUAAUAAAACAAACAAACAAACAAACAGGUGUUGAAAUUAAAUUAAUUCAUUUCACUUCAGUUCCGUUGUAUUUAUAUAUUUUUUGCUGUUGUUUUUUAAACAAUGGACAAUAUCCAAAAGCAGUGCUUCAUAAAUCAAGCUAUAGGUUGAUUGUUUAGACAGAUACAGAGGCAAAUGAUUGUUUAAAUCUCUAUAUGGUUUAUUUAAAGAUUUUCUGUUAUACAAGUUUAAACAUAUUAGUUAAUCAUUUCUUUAUAGAAAGAUUUAUAACUUUCAUGUUUGUUCAGUAAAUGUCUUAAAAAAAGACCUACAGGCAUUUGAUUAUAUAAAAUUCUUUAACAUACAAUGUACAAUUUAAUGCUUAGACCUGACAAGUUACCAUAUAAAUAGUGUUAAUAAAGCUGAUAAGAUUUGCUGCA
This is a messenger RNA of Tachysurus fulvidraco (yellow catfish), 2640 nucleotides long. RefSeq names its product solute carrier family 5 member 9 (gene slc5a9). Gene Ontology annotation, biological process: transmembrane transport. Gene Ontology annotation, cellular component: plasma membrane. Lineage: Eukaryota; Metazoa; Chordata; Actinopteri; Siluriformes; Bagridae. The record is from RefSeq and is a predicted model, not a curated record. The transcript is spliced from 13 exons. Bases 32 to 2005 code for a protein of 657 amino acids. Gene Ontology annotation, molecular function: D-glucose:sodium symporter activity.